AUGGUGUACGGGCAGGAAGCGCACGAAGCGACCACUGAGACCGCGCAUGCUCAAGCCGCGUAUAACAAGCUCGCACCGUCGCUACAGAUGACCCCCACCCCGCCUAGCGACACAAUCACAAUCAGCGAGUUUGCACGACAGGUCAACACGCGCAAAUCGCAAUACGGCCGCCAAGGCAGGAACCGUGAGAACCGCGAUUUAAAACGCAAUAAUCGCGACCGUAAACCCUGCGCGGAAGCCUGGGGAUCCGAAGCCAACAAGGCCAAUACCCGUCCCAAGCGUACAGGAGGAGAUUCUUACAGGCCUAAAUACAGUAAUGAUCGUGUCGACGACCAGCGUGAUGGCAGCAACGAUCGCCGUCAGGGACGCGCACGCGCUGAUGCCAGGAGCACGCGCGAUCGACGCUUCGUGAAUGGCGAAAACUGGACGGACUCAUCAUUUCGACGAGAGAAGCCGUUCCGAAUCAAGGUUGCCAUCGUUGAAGGCGCAAUAUCAUCCACGUUGACUUAG
Penicillium diatomitis is the source of this 510-nucleotide messenger RNA. RefSeq lists its product as uncharacterized. The record is from RefSeq and is a predicted model, not a curated record. Lineage: Eukaryota; Fungi; Ascomycota; Eurotiomycetes; Eurotiales; Aspergillaceae. The transcript is spliced from 3 exons. The coding region runs from base 1 to 510 and encodes 169 amino acids.